Cylicocyclus nassatus is the source of this 410-nucleotide messenger RNA. Lineage: Eukaryota; Metazoa; Nematoda; Chromadorea; Rhabditida; Strongylidae. The record is from the annotation of a GenBank genome assembly.
AUGAGGUUCACAUUCCAAGAGUGGUCUCCCUGUAGUUCAUCUUCUUCUGGAGCGUUGGAGCUUCAAAGAUAUGCUUCGGCCGCGUCGUCCUCAUUCUGCCACUCCGGCUUCCACCACUUGGAGACUGACCAUGGCAUGGGUGUGCUGGUAAACAACAUGCAUGAUAAGGCAGACGCAGCCUAUAAAAGCAGAGCAAAUGAGAGGAGACCACACUUGAAAUGUGACCCUCAUAACCUCAUUGGAAGCUCAAGACGAAGAAGCGUCGUUCAAGGCGCAGAGGUUCCUUCUCCCAAUAUGGAGAAGUUCGAGACGGACGAAAUGGGGCGCCUUCAGGCAUGAGAAUCAAGUAUCAGAAGCAAGGGCUCUCUCAGAGAUUAUUGACAUACUAACACAAAUAAACAUUUUUGAAG